AUGACGCUGGGGCUUGUCCCUCCAUUCCCUUCUCUGAAGAACCCUAAUUUCCUCUGUGUUUACUGCUUCAAACCCACCAAUAAUUUCAAUCUUUCGUCAAGGACCCUCCAAUUCAGCCCCACCCAUUUCAAAUCUUUCUUCAAGGGCCCCAAUUUCCUGUCUUUCAACCACUCAGAAAGUAAAAAUGCUGUCUCCCAGACCCUUCGUUCUGAUAGAAUCAAAGACUCCAACAAAGAGACCGUAAAUGCAUCUUUGGACCCGGAGGAAGGGGAUGGCGGCGGAGGAGGCGGUGACGGAGAUGAUGGACAGGUGGAGUCAUCACCGGAGUGGCUGAAUUUCACUUCAGAUGACGCCAAGACAGCUUUUGCAGCGUUGGCCAUAUCGCUUGCCUUUAGGUCUUUUGUAGCUGAGCCUAGAUUUAUUCCUUCACUGUCUAUGUAUCCCACAUUUGAUGUUGGAGAUAUGAUCGUAGCUGAAAAGGUCUCUUAUUAUUUCAGGAAGCCCUGUCCCAAUGAUAUUGUGAUCUUCAAAAGCCCGCCAGUCCUUCAGGAAGUUGGAUACACAGACGACGAUGUAUUUAUUAAACGUAUUGUUGCCAAAGAAGGUGAUAUAGUGGAGGUUCAUGAUGGAAAACUGAUUGUAAACGGGGUUGUAAGGAAUGAAGAUUACGUUCUUGAAGUACCCAAAUAUGAAAUGAAUCAAAUUUGUGUACCAGAGAACUCUGUUUUUGUGAUGGGCGAUAAUCGGAAUAACAGCUAUGACUCACAUGUCUGGGGGGCCCUCCCUUCAAAGAAUAUUUUAGGGAGAUCUGUAUUUCGAUAUUGGCCUCCGGCCAGAGUUGGUAGUACAGUUCUUCCAGAUGACUGCAAUACUGAAAAACAGGAGAAUAGUUUAGCUUCUCAAUGA
Messenger RNA from Fraxinus pennsylvanica, 906 nucleotides. Lineage: Eukaryota; Viridiplantae; Streptophyta; Magnoliopsida; Lamiales; Oleaceae. The record is from the annotation of a GenBank genome assembly.